Messenger RNA from Oncorhynchus tshawytscha (Chinook salmon), 584 nucleotides. RefSeq names its product keratinocyte-associated protein 2. The transcript is spliced from 5 exons. Lineage: Eukaryota; Metazoa; Chordata; Actinopteri; Salmoniformes; Salmonidae. The coding region runs from base 108 to 518 and encodes 136 amino acids. The record is from RefSeq and is a predicted model, not a curated record.
CCGUGUAGCAGAAACGGAGUUUGGUCCUGGAGCUGCCUGUGUUUUGAAAGGAUAUCGAAAACGCAUGAUUUUCUGUGUCAACGUAAUUAUUGAUUAAAUAUCAAAACAUGGCGGUGAACACAGGCACAUCCCUGGUUCUGUCCAGUCUGUUCUCUGUGUUGGUGUUUGCAGGGAUGCAGAUGUUCAGCAGACAGCUGGGCUCUACAGAGUUGCACACCAUCCUGGGAGGCUUCCUGGGCUCUGUCCUCUUCAUCUGCUCCCUCACAGCCUUCAGUAACCUGGAAAACCUCAUCUUCGGCAAGGGAUUCCAGGUCAAGAUCUUCCCAGAGAUCCUGGUGUGCCUGUGCCUCUCUCUGUUUGCCUCUGGGCUGGUGCACCGUGUGUGUGUCACCACAUGUCUGAUAUUCUCUCUGUUCGCCCUCUACUACAUCAACAAAGUGUCUGCUGCUCUGUACCAGGCAGCUGUUCCCACGGUAAUGCCAGCCAAGGCUGCCAGCAAGGGCAAGAAAAAGAACUAAGUCACUAAUUAGAUCAAACUUUCAUACCGUCAUCCAAUCAGCAUCCACUACAACGGCUAACCAGGC